CAUAGCCAUUGCCUCCGAGUUUCCACUCUCUCUUCGCGAAGUGCAUUUCUACGAAGAGGGUCAGCUUGUACCCGAAGUAGUCCAGCAUUCUGCGACUGACAAUGUAACACUAGUACUUUCUGUCUAUUCCUGUUGCUAAGAAGUGAUGGCAUUUGCAUGUCCCGCGGUUGUAAAAAUAAAAAACCUCUGAGUCGUCGUCGUUGACCACGCGAUGUCUACUGCGUUGUGUAGUUAUCUCGUACAUGUUCAAAUACUUCGUGACGAGAAUCAGUAGUAAAUGUUGCUGGGUUUUGUUAUUAUUUCAUUCCAGGGCUUUUUCGAUGCCGGCAUGCGCAGUAGCGGAGAGCUUGCAGGGUUGAAGUACUAUCCUUCUUUUGCGCUGAAAAAAGUAAGCGCGAUGUCGGGUCAGCAUGCAUUAGCUGAAGAGAUCGGGCGGUUAAACGCGUCCUACGAUAAUAUCGCAGCCACGGUGAAGCACCUGGAAGCACGAGCACACGCUUUUCAAGACGAGCUUCUUGAAAAGUCGUUGGAUUCGAUGGCAACGGCUAAGCCUAUCCCAUUGGCAGAAAACUUUAUGGCCCAAACCCGUUCCAGCACAAAAGAGAUGUGAAGAAACUAGAUCAUCAGUACACUAGAGUCGACGCAUGUUGGUGGUCUCAUUUUUGUGUUUUUUAGAAAGGAAACGCCGGGUACUUUCACUGCACUUGCGUUGUUUGUAGUUUGCCUUUUAACAGUUGAUUGGUCAUUCUUCUCCCUUCAUGCAAGACACGCAGAUGAACCUUGGUUCCCGCACGAGUCCGAAUAUUUUGACUCUAGGGAAAAUUCAAUCGCAUCGACAGGACCUGAUGCAGGAUCAGCUGAAUUUCGAGGACUUGAAAGAAGCCUACGCUGUUGCGCAAAAGGAGCUCGGGACACUUGAGGAGGACAAUAUUGGAGGCGUUGACGGUCCUGGGCCCCAGAUGACCAUGUCUUCAACAGAAGCGGUUCAGGCUUUACAAAGAGAGGGCCUACCACCUGCGGUUUCAAACGGCAACGCGCCUGGGGAUUCCGCGACGACAACGCUUACAGAAAGCGCCACACUCAGUGUACAACCGAAAGGUAACAACUUAGACGCGAAGAUGACAGCAAUUCCAAUGAAG
Amoebophrya sp. A25 is the source of this 1139-nucleotide messenger RNA. The record is from the annotation of a GenBank genome assembly. Lineage: Eukaryota; Dinophyceae; Syndiniales; Amoebophryaceae.